Molecule: messenger RNA, 227 nt
Organism: Racocetra persica
Lineage: Eukaryota; Fungi; Glomeromycota; Glomeromycetes; Diversisporales; Gigasporaceae
Source: the annotation of a GenBank genome assembly
AAAAUACAAAAGAAAAGGUAGUUAAAACAAGUGAUAAAAAGAAAAGUCGUGAAAAUAAAAAAAAAGACGAUGUAAAAGUCAGUUUGAUAAAUAUAGAUAUUAGUGAAUUGUAUAGCACUGAACACUGUGAUAACAAAAAGAAUAAAAUUGAAAGAGACAAAAAUAUAAUACUUAUCUGUUAUCAAAAUACUGAUAAUAUAGACGAUAAUAAAAAAGGAAAUACUUGA